This is a messenger RNA of Capsicum annuum, 870 nucleotides long. RefSeq names its product cathepsin B-like protease 2. Gene Ontology annotation, cellular component: cytoplasm. The record is from RefSeq and is a predicted model, not a curated record. Gene Ontology annotation, molecular function: cysteine-type endopeptidase activity; tRNA binding; nucleotidyltransferase activity. The transcript has 9 exons. NCBI's taxonomy places the organism in Eukaryota, Viridiplantae, Streptophyta, Magnoliopsida, Solanales, Solanaceae. Gene Ontology annotation, biological process: regulation of translational fidelity; proteolysis; regulation of catalytic activity.
AUGGGAAUAGACACAAACGGCAUUCUUCAGCGGAUUCAGCAGCACUUCUUCCUCCAAACAAAUUCAUCUUUAGGUUCAGUGAGAACUGAUUGUACACGGGUCCAACGUGUAAUCUAUAGGUCUUUACGUUUGUUUGAAAUAACAUUAGAAAUGAGAGCAGUUUUUGAUGUUGUUGCACAGAAGCCAAUAUCUAAAGCUAAAGGUGAAUCUGCGAUCCUUCAGGAAUCAAUCAUCAAAGAGGUUAAUGAAAAUCCCAAAGCUGGAUGGAAAGCUGCAUUCACUCUUCGAUUCUCAAAUUUCACAGUUUCCCAAUUUAAGCUCCUACUCGGAGUUAAGCCCCCAAGAGAAGGUGAUUUGGAGGGAAUUCAUGUUCUAACUUAUCCAAAGUUUAAGGAGUUGCCAAAAGAGUUUGAUGCGCGAAAGGCUUAGCCUUAAUGCAGCACAAUUGGAAGAAUUCUUCAUCAGGGACAUUGCAGUUUUUGUUGGGCUUUUGGUGCUGUUGAAUCGCUUUCUGAUCUUUUAUGUAUUCACUAUGGUUUGAAUAUAUCUCUAUCUGUAAAUAAUGUAUUAGUGUGUACUGGCUUUUUAUGUGGGAAAGGCUGUAAUGGCAGAUAUCCCAUAAGUGCAUGGCAAUACUUUGUCCGCAAGGGUGUGGUCACAGAAAAGAUAUUCUGCAGGAGUGCCCUUACACUUACUAGCGCAAACCUCAGCGGACAACCCAUUAGUAUAGACAUCAAACAUUUUGAGAACCUUUGGGAGCACUGUACAUCUGUCUAUGAUGGUGGAAUUCUCCCUGCUAGGCGAGCUGGAUCGACAGUGUUGGAUCUUACUAAGCUGGGGAAGUAUAAGAUUUUAAGACCUGGGAGGUAA